Messenger RNA from Ictalurus furcatus (blue catfish), 4255 nucleotides. RefSeq lists its product as uncharacterized. Lineage: Eukaryota; Metazoa; Chordata; Actinopteri; Siluriformes; Ictaluridae. Gene Ontology annotation, cellular component: endoplasmic reticulum membrane. The record is from RefSeq and is a predicted model, not a curated record. The coding region runs from base 133 to 1347 and encodes 404 amino acids. The transcript has 8 exons. Gene Ontology annotation, biological process: positive regulation of GTPase activity; endoplasmic reticulum to Golgi vesicle-mediated transport. Gene Ontology annotation, molecular function: GTPase activator activity.
CGUUGAAACGGAACUGUUUUACCAGCGGAGUGGAGAACUCGAACAAAUUGCAGUUUAUUUUAAUUACAGAGUUGAAAUAGUUUAAUGAUCUACAUGGUUAUCAUUUAGUAACAUAUUUUAGAGCUAAAAGAGAUGAAAAAGGUGAAAAAACGCCACCCGCUGAAUGGGAGCAGAACAACACCUGGCAGACAUGAAGAUCGCAUGUCGUGGAAGAAGCAGAAGCUUGUAGACAUCCAGCAGGCGCUGAACAGUGACCCCGUGGACAUCGAGACCCUGCGGAGUGCAGCUGUCAGUGAGGGAGGCUUGUUGACGGACGAGGUGCGAAGAAAAGUUUGGCCCAAGCUCCUCAGUGUCAACGUGUUUGACCUUCCUGCCAAACCUGCUAAAAAUAUCAGAGAGAACCACAAAGACUACAACCAGGUGCUUCUCGACGUCAGACGCUCCAUGCGCCGAUUCCCGAGAGGGAUGCGGGCUGAUGAGAGGGAGGUGCUGCAGGAGCAGCUGAUUGACAUCAUCCUGGACGUUCUGAGAAGAAACCCUCAGCUGCACUACUACCAAGGCUACCACGAUAUAGUGGUCACCUUCCUGCUGGUGGUAGGAGAGCGGAUGGCCAUCGCGAUGGUCGAGAAGCUGUCCAAUCAUCACCUCAGGGACUUUAUGGACCCUACCAUGGACAGUACCAAACACAUCCUGAAUUACCUGAUGCCCAUUCUGGAGCAGGUCGAUCCCGAGCUACACGACUUCAUGCUGAGAGCUGAGGUCGGCACCAUCUUCGCCCUCAGUUGGCUGAUCACAUGGUACGGUCAUGUCCUCUCGGAGUUCCGGCACGUUCUGCGACUCUACGAUUUCUUCCUGGCCUCCCAUCCGCUCAUGGCCAUUUACUUUGCUGCCGUGAUCGUGUUGUAUCGGGAGCGGGAGGUGAAGAGCAGCGAGUGUGACAUGGCCAGCGUUCAUCACCUGCUCUCUCAGAUUCCUCAGGACCUUCCAUACGAGCAGCUCAUCUCCCGCACCCAGAACCUCUUCACCCGCUACCCCCCCACCCUGCUCACCUGCUCCACCACACUGCAGUCCCACCACAGCAUUGCCAUCAGCUCCUUUCAGGACUUCCAGAUGUCCACUCAACAGCAGCGGCCCGACUCCAUCCUGCGGCAGCAACGUCAGCAUCUCCACCAACGUCAAGAUGCCCGCCUCGCCCUGGCACACCCCAGCAGCGUUCAGCCCAGCGGCGCCCAGCAGCUCAUGAGGAUGGCCGUGUGGGGUAUUUCAGCUACACUUGGGGCGGCUGCGUUGGCUGUCGUGCAGACCGCCAUGGACUGGGCACCUGACUUUCUCCUGCAGCUGUUCUGACCACCUCGAGAGACAGAGUGUGGGUGUGUGUGUGGAGAGGGUGUGUGUGUGUGUGUCUCUCUCUCUCUAUAUAUAUAUGUAUAUAUAUAUGUGCGUGCGUGUGUGUGUGCGUGUGUGAGUCUAUAUGCGUGUGUUUCAUGCACCAACUUCAGAUCGCGUUACUAGUAAACCCAUCUUCUGUUAUCAAGUACCAAGAAAUACGAUAGGUGCCAAAAAAAAAAAACCCCCAACAACCAUGGGUUUAUUUAGCAUUUUGCUCCUUCGCAGUUCUACACUUUGCCAAGCUAAUAUUCGGAGUAUGAAAGGUGGCGGAUGGGUUUUUGUAAUGAUAAGCAUUUCUGAACGCCUUUCCAUCAGCAGAAUGUCAGGGGGAAAAAAGUGCGCCGAUAGCGGAUUCCAAACAGCAGCAGACGUACAGAUUAUUAAAUCGUUUUUUUUCUUCUUUCUCUCCUUCCUCUCUCCACUGCUGAAGGACUUUGCGAUGGAGUCAAAGAAACACCUCAUUGAAGUGAGAGCAGACGAGUGCGAGCAGGUGGGUUUCUUUGGUCUGUGGAGAAUAAAGAGCUCGGCCUGCAGUGAACGCAGCUCGAGGAAAAAUAACAAACACACACACACACACACACACACAGAAAACACACAAACACAUCCAUCUGCUGCAUUUACAACUCGAGCCAGUCAUCAAUCAUUCUCAAGCAAGGACCACUGGGAGGAGGAGGCUUCAAAGUCUGAAACCUCAGAAAAAGCUCCGUAACUUCAUUAUGGGAAUGACUGGUGUCUUCUUCAUGUAAAACUCAAACUCAUUGAAUCCCAGGCAAAGCAAACGGAUGACUCGAGCCGUAGCACCAUCUCUCAAAUCUCGAGCUCCUUCCGCUUUUCUCAGACGAUUACCUGCCUUCACUUCCCCUCCGGGUUUUCUGAGAUUUUAACGAGACGUUUCCAACGCACACUUACUUACAGGAGAAUAUAAAUCCGUCCAAAGAGAUUAAGCGUCUUGCCGUUUUCCCGGCCCCGUGCGCGCACUUUAUUGUCUCUGUCAUAAACACAGAGGCGAAGAGUCUGCCGAGCCGAGCCUGAAUUACAGCGCCGAGCGCAGCCCGAAGCGCCGGAUGCUCUUGUCUAUUAGUGCCAUGGUGAGAGCGCUGUGGAGCAACUGUUUAUCUACAAGACAGCUCUGUGAGAAUCUCGUCGUGUAAACACUGCCAAAAAAGUGGAAAAGUUUCACUCCUGGAUAACACGUUCGUCUUCGUUUUCCCACUUCCUUCAGUUUCGGUUAAUUAUACGCCCAGCUAGAACUGCCCAAAUCGUCAUCUUUUAAUGUGAAUUUAAUUUAGACCUCAUGGCUUUGGGCUUUUUUUCUUUCUUGUUUUUUUAACCAUUUUCUAAAAUCUUUUUAUUUUAUGCCAAAUGCGUGAACAAGAAAUGGAUGAAAUAUGAAUAACAAGAAGUGCCCGUGCACCUGUAGAACCAUGCGGGAAAACAAACCGAACGUUUUGGAUGCGUGAUGAACGGUAAUCAAGCAACGGAAAUGCAAUCAGUUUUAUGAUUAUUGCAGGUGUAGCGGGCACUCCGAGGGAACACUUCAUGAUUUAUAUUUUGUCGAGGAUAUUUCACACAGGUCAUGUUAUUACUGUUUACCAUCUCCUUAAUUAGUGGAGAUUACAGACUGCUCAUCUGUACUAGUACAUGUAGAAAUCCGUUGGAUAUCCCUGCGACUGAAUACUGGGAAACGACAACAAAAGGUUUGAUUGACACCAUAAAUAUAUUUCACCCAAAUGAUCAAAAUGGAGCUGUUUUUAUUUACAUUUUAAUCCUGACUAGGGUUUCUACAAAGAUCAGGUCGGAUAAAGAGCCAGAUUAACAAACCCACACGGCGGUCAGUCUGCCUAAAGAUGUCGAAGACCUUGCUAGCUAAGUCUGAUUUCUUCACACAGUGUACAUCAGACUUUGAUCAAGUUGUUGGAUUGAGUUUAAAGUCCGAUCCGGACUGUCGGGAUGUCCACAGUGCUCUUCCUCUGCAGUCAGAAUGCAGUGUUUUAAAUACACUUGUCUUCCCUUUUCACUUUUUUCACCAGGAUUUAAAAUGCUGUAACUUCAAUUGUGCGUGAGAUACAUGCAAAAGAGACGAGCCUAUCGCUCCAGGAAAGCUUGUAGUUCUCACAACUGUGUAUCGGACUCUCUUGACUUGGUUUUGGAUACACAUGCACCUAUUUCAUGAGUUAUUUUUUAUUUUUAAAAGUACUGUAUUUGAUUUACUGUAUCUGAUUUGUAAUGUUUGGAUUGAUUCGUUGUUGGUUUUAAAUGUUCUGUAUGAAAUUAAAACAUUACAGUCAGAUAGAGAUAUAUAUAUAUAUAUAUACACACACACACCAAAAAAACAAACAACAACAACGUUUUUGUUAUGUUAUAGUUAUGUUUAUGUUUAUUGAUGUUUCCUUGAGGGGAAAUCAUAAAGCACUCGGAUUCAAUCCGAGCUGCUUGUAGUGUUUUAAACUAUAACGGCAUUUUUGAACGCGACUGGUCAAUCGGAGUCUCAGAAAUAAAUACAAGCUCAUGAAUUUCUAAGCAUGCACAUAUUUCUUUAUAUACACUCCUCUCGUGUUAGCUCCAAGUCUGGAGAAAGCUCACUGUUCAAGCCUCACUAGGGGGUUUAUUUUAUUGUGUCAUUUAAAUCUGUUGUAGAAAUAUGCAGAAUAGAGCGUGUUUUACAAUGCCCGGAAAACAUUUUAACAAUGGCCAUUAAUCAUAUUCAAGAGAUGUAUAAUUUUUGCAGUGUGCCUGUUUUUCUUGAUGUAGCCUGUUUAAUUGAGUCUAAGUGCGCAUUUACUGUGUGCUGAACAUCCUAACAAUCUUCCGUUUAUCAAGCGUUUGUGAGCGUGUGGUGACGAGUAGUCCUCUGAGAAGCCAUCGU